UCUCUGCAGAAAGAAAGGGAUUCCGCUCACCAAUCCAGGAAAGCGACGCCUCGCACUCGUCGUUCAGUGGCCUGGCAACGGAUUCAGCGGCGCACCAUGUAGUCAGCAGAUUUUUUUUAGGUUCCGCUGCUUGAGUAGACACCUCUAACUGGAACAACGAGCCGAGACAUCUUUACAAACGACCAACGACGGGUCGCUAGUUCCCGCGUACUUUUCUCUGGCAUAAUAGCGAUUUUUUCUGAUGUUGGCGUUUUCGAGGUCCCUCGCGUCAGUAGGACGUACCGUGGGACCUCUGGGGCCACCAGUUGAUUGGCGACAUGUACCGGGGGGCUUUCUAGCCUUCUCGCAACACCCAUCCACAAGAGGAGACACGAUUGAUGAAGUCGCGACUGACCAAGAACCGUUUUCAAUGCAAGCGACCCCUCUAACCAGUCGGAUCCAGCGCCUAGACUCAGGCAAGGCCCUUCUGAUUGAGUUCGCCAACGGCCAGAGGUUUUCUCUGCCAGCAGAGUUACUCCGAGUUAACAGCCCUUCGCCUAAAGGAGGAACCGGACGAGCUGGUGCUGCAGCUAAGGAAAGUUUCAUGCAGCAACUCUUUUGGGCCACCCCACCAUUCUUUUACUUCCUUGCCCCAAUCUCCCACCUCUCCACCCUCCCUUUUUCCCCUCCAUUUCUCCCUCUCGCUGUCUAUUUCUCUCUAGCUCGCGCCUCCUCUCCCCUCUCCACCUUCCCUUCUCUCUCUCGCCUCUCGAAAUUUCCCUGCCUACAUAUGGUCUUUAUCCCAGGUAGUGCUUCCACGCCUCCCUACAUUCUGUAUCUCCUCUCUUCCCCGUAUCCUCAUCGUUUUGCCUUCUCUUCAUGAGAGGGCCUAUGCACACGCAAUUCAUGUACCUAUAAUCAGUUUCUUGCUUGUUUGCAGAUUUUAGCUGGUCGCCGGUAUGUCCACGUUAUCAAAGUGGAGCCCAUAGGAAACUAUGCCAUCAGGCUUCAAUUUGAUGAUAUGCACUCGAGCGGCAUAUACACAUGGGCCAUGCUUCAUUCUCUGGGUAUGAGAAAGUAUUCUGUUGCCAAAGCAUACAUACAAGCAUUGCGUUCGAAAGGCCUUAGCAGGGACCCUAGGAAAUAGUAUUUGUUUGCGCUACCAUGUGAUGGGAAGGUGAAGCAUUAUGGUUUGGUGGAAGAGUUAACACUUAUCGUAUUUUUUACGUAUUGUAUUUGAAGAUUUUCACCCUGAUACG
This is a messenger RNA of Closterium sp. NIES-67, 1238 nucleotides long. The record is from the annotation of a GenBank genome assembly. Lineage: Eukaryota; Viridiplantae; Streptophyta; Zygnematophyceae; Desmidiales; Closteriaceae.